Lethenteron reissneri (Far Eastern brook lamprey) is the source of this 5479-nucleotide messenger RNA. Its product is annotated as DBH-like monooxygenase protein 1. Gene Ontology annotation, cellular component: secretory granule membrane. The record is from RefSeq and is a predicted model, not a curated record. Gene Ontology annotation, molecular function: copper ion binding; dopamine beta-monooxygenase activity. Lineage: Eukaryota; Metazoa; Chordata; Hyperoartia; Petromyzontiformes; Petromyzontidae. Gene Ontology annotation, biological process: norepinephrine biosynthetic process; octopamine biosynthetic process; dopamine catabolic process.
AGUUGAUUUUCAUUUUCAAAUUCAGCUUUCCCCAAGCACUGCAACCCGCUCUCGUCUGCCUCGUCAUUGCAUGAUUUGGUUACCGCUUCGACAACUGCCUUGGGUGUGUAUACACUCUGGUGUUUUUGUUUUUUUCAGUUGGGGCCCCCUGCAACAGAUGUCCCCCAUUUGUUUCGAGACCUGGUUGUGGAUUGACAAAUACAUCGGGGGCCGUGCACGUACCUAUGUGGUUGUGCGUGAAAGUCUUCCACCACCACAACCGCCUCUACAGGACUAUACACAGUCUUAGACACUCGCACGUGGUAUGACGAGGCUCUGUUUACGGCGAGCCCUUUAUCGCCCCCGACCUCCGAUAGGGGCAAGGCAGCGAUGACGGAUCCAUGAAGCCCACGUGAACUUUGGUCGCGUGGUGCGAGUGGUGUCGAUCCGACUUGUCACGGCACUGUUAGAUGGCGGAAUUCACCCGUGGACCUUUUCGGAGUCUUGGACUUGAGGUUGAGCCACCGCUAUCACGUUGGUCAUCUCCGGAAAGUUGCGACAUUUACUCACCUGACCAGUCCGUCGUAUCUGUCGAGCGGCUAUUUAACAGCGCGAAGAGUGGGGACCAGGAGAAGACCUGCAGCAGACUCGCUCCCAGCCGCACUGAACAGCCGAGCGAAGUUUUACCUUCCACCAAUUGCGGUAAAUGUAAUUAAUUGAUAACUCAGCUUCAGCGCUCACACGCGAGUUAUCGAUCCAGUACAGAACAACAACUCUUAGAAUACUCAAUUCGUAACAAAAAUAACUGGUGGUUAGCGCACCGUGCUAAGAAACCGUUUUUUUUGUUGUUCACCGCAUCCAUAUAAAAAAAAAUUGCCCAUCGAUAGGUUGCGUGUGGUGGGGUAAAGUGUGGGCACUCAUAACCCUUGCAAGACGUUUGAGCAGCGUAGUUGAGGUUCUCUAGAUCUUCCUCCGGCGAGGGCGACAUACAUAUUCAAACAAACAUUUUUAACUUGCAUAGUAAAUUUUCUAUACAGCCAGAUAAUACGACAAAUCGCUAACCUUAAACACCCAGUCGGUCAUACAAGUUGAAGGCGGUAUAGUACUAUAGUAAUAGAGCAAGUGCAGAAUCACUGAACCAGAAUCGAUAGCUUUAAAGCAUUUAGCGCGGGGCCCUUGAAAGUGCGGGGCCCGUAGCUACUACUUAUGCAGCUACUUUUGCUACUUGGAUAAUCCGGCACUUGGGCGACUCCACCUGCAGUUGCAGGGCUGCACCUCUACCCUAUACGCACGCGGGUGGCGUCGAUCCCGCUCGGUUGCUCUUGACGCCGCGAUGCCGACGAAGAUGCCGGUGACGAUGUUGGUGGCGGCGAUGUUGGUGGCGGCUCCUGCUGCUGCUGCUGCCUCCUCGAGGUCUCUGGACGUCGAGGGAGAGCUGCCACUCAGCGCCCAGGCCAGCGAGGGAGACCUGCAGCUGUCGUGGGGCUUCGACGCCGACCGCAUCGUCAUGGAGGUCCGGGUCCGCACCCUCGGCUGGGUGGCCGUGGGCUUCAGCCCCACGGGGAGCAUGGCGGGCUCGGACGUGGCGCUGGGAUGGGUGGACGGCACGGGGGCUGCCCACUUCAUGGACGGCCACGUGAUUGACCGUGAGGUGCUGCGCGAUGCCAGCCAGGACUACUCGGCCGUGUGGCUCCGGGAGAACGGCACGCACACGCACAUGCGGCUGCAGCGGCCCCUCAGGACGUGCGACGCGCACGACAUGGAGCUCAACGAGGACACGAUCCGCGUGGUCUGGGCCUACGGAGCGAAGGACCCGGCGAGCGAGGCCGACAUUCCGUACCACGGCCCGACCACUCGGGGCUCCAUGAGCGUCCAGCUGCUGGGGCACGGACCUCCGUCCGAGCAGCCGCUCCCCUCCCAGCACGCCCACUUCGACGUCAAUUACGACAAGUUCGAGAUCCCAGCGCAGUCGACCUUUUACCAGUGUGAGAUCUUCCCGGUGCCGAAACUCGACCGCAAGCAUCACCUGAUCAAGGUGGUGCCGCGGCUGCAGGCCAACAACGAGGCCUUCGUGCACCACAUCCUGGUGUACACGUGCUCGGCGAACGCGAACGCGUCCCACGUUGGAGCCAGCCAUGAGUGCAACCACCCCAACAUGCCCGACUCCUUCACCCACUGCUUCGGCGGCAUCAUGGCCGGCUGGGCCGUGGGCGGCGGCACGUUCGACUACCCCCCUGAGGCGGGCUUCUCCCUGGGCACGCAAGGGGACCCCCAGUUCGUGAUGCUGGAGACCCACUACGACAACCCAGCCAAGCUGGCAGGCGUGACGGACAGCUCGGGCCUGCGCUUCUACAUCACGUCCGAGCUGCGUGCGUACGACUCGGGGAUGCUGGAGGCUCGACAGAGCGGAGAGAUCCAGGUCUUUGCCACGAUCUUGCACGCACACCUGAUAGGAGCGGCGAUGCAGGUGCGGCACUUCAGGCAAGGCAAGCAGAUCGGCCACCUCGGCAGGGACAUGGGGUACGACUUCAACUACCAAGAGGCCCGCUAUCUGAAGGAGCUCACCUCUGUCCUGCCCGGCGAUGAACUUGUCACGGAGUGCACCUACAGAAGCACGAGCCGCUCACACACCACCACGGGUGGCCUCUCCACGCAGGACGAGAUGUGCAUCGCCUUCAUCUACUACUACCCACGGGUGAACGUCUCCCGGUGCCUCAGCCUCUACGACAUGGCCGCCGUGGCCCCCUCGCUGGGAUUCACCGUGACCCCCGAGUUCCCGUACAUGGUGCUCAGCCCCCCGGAGGCACAGGGUGUCCCUGUCUUCCUGCUCUACGACCGAGUCAACUGGACCGAAUCCACGGUGCGCGGCGCGGAGGCGGCCGCCCGAGACAUGGAGCAUCUCGCGAUCCACGUGGGAGAGCACAGCUCCAGUGCCUUUCCGGCCCAGCACGUUCCCAAGAUCCCCAAGGAUCCCGAAGCGCCGCCCUGCGUCCCAAGGGAGCCGCCGCCAAACGCAGGGGCCCGGCCGUCACUUGUGCCGGCCCUUCUGGCUGUGCCGCUCGCCCUCGUGGCGUUCACAUAUUGUGAGAUAGACUUCUUCCCAAGACACAUCCUGGUCUUCUUCGCUACCCCCAGAGGUGGCAACUCUCGGUGUGGCUCGGGUGUGAAUAAAGCAACUGAUUAAAGCGACCUUCGCAUGUGUAACGUGUAUGUUUUAUUUGUGGCCUUUCUGCCACGGUGGUUGGUGCACUGCUCGAUGUGAGAGAUUAAAAUCAAUACGCAGAUGGGAUGACACGGAGCGACAGGUAUAGCAAGGGGGCGCGUUGUGUCCGAAGUGAUGUAACAAGAAAGUCACAUUUCAGGAAUAGGCCCUGUUUCUUAUGCGCUACAGAAGAGCCUAUUGCCGCAUGACACGUCACCCUGUCAUUAAUGUCUCUCUGUUACAGGGCGCUAGUUCAGGGAGUGGUGAAUUUGUUGUUGAUUGAGUGGCUCGGUGGUGUUCGGCCUUGACUUUGCAUGCAUCCCACAAUUCCGUAUUGCUGAAAAAUGGGUUGGUCCUUAACAUUACAUGUAUCCCACAAUUCCGCCCAGCUGGACAAUGGGCUGGUGGUGCCAGGUGCUGUGGGUAUCCACCGCUGUUACCCAGAACAGCCGGCGUGACCGUGAGCGCGCCCGCAGUGGGAUUGUUCAGGGUCCGCGUGGAUCGGAGGUCGGAGUUGCUUUUGUUUUUCCUCUCGCGUAGCGCGGUGGUGUCCCUGUGGGUGGCGGGUGAGACGGCGUGGGGACAGCGCCGGGACCCUCCCGGUUGGAGUGGACUUCAGCGUCCCCCGACACCACCGUCCUCACGGCGGCGUUCCACUGUGGGUCUACAAUCUUUGCAUGGCGUUGCUGGGCCAGGGGGAAGAGUGACGCUCUGCAGCAGAGGGGACGAGCGCUGCUGUUUUGCGCUGCGCGAGUGUUCGAGCGGUGCUCCCCCCCCCUUCCCUUCCCCAAAAAGCACGGUUGGCUACGUACAGUGCCAAAGAAGUUCUACAUACAUACACACUACUGUACACUACACUACACACUACAAUAUUAUACACUACACCACUAUGCUAAAUUCAAAACUGAUUUGUUUAGAACUGCUUGUUGUGCUUAGUUUGUUGUACUUCCACCGCACCUCCAAUUAGCACGGUUGGCUACGUAUGGUGCGAAAUAAAUUCAACGUAAUGCGUACAUUCAAGUUACUCUUACUCGACGGUUACUGCGCGUGUUUCUAGCCGUGACGUGUGCACAUCCUCGACCCGCACGUGCGCCCACGUGCUGGAGGUGUCUCUUUAACACGCAGGAUUGCAAAUGUCGUGGGUUUUUACUCUCCAGCACACAAUCGGUGUACUGGAGGAAUAACGAAUUGGCACGUUUUAUUUACGUGACAGACCUUACUCAUUGGCUGUGUCGGGUGGUGGUGGGUUUUACGACACAUGUCUACUUACGCGAUCUAACCCAAAAACACCUUUAUCGUGGACGUAGGCGUCUCUAUACGGUACACGUGGCAUGCCUUCCUGCACACAUCGCAGUAGUUAUCAGCAUGCACGGAUGCUCCUCCAGCAGAGUAUGACCCCUCAUCAUUCUUUGCAAAGCGAUUUUCUGCUGAUCCCAAUGAGCAGCGAGAUAUUGGUGCUCACCUCCCGUUUACGGGCCUGCAGAGUGGUGGACAUUCCACAUUCCCAAUGCAGUGGCCAGUCUCUCUUGAGGACACAUUUCACGACGCAAUUAUAUAUUUGCGCGAUCUAACCUGAUGACGGACGCUUGUGUUGCGCCCGAAACGUCGUGAUUUAUUUUAUUUCUACCUAUGUUAUCCUGCAGUCACGAAAGCUUCAAAUCAAGAUUGACUAACCUCUAUAUGGGGAGUGUGGCACAUUAGGAAUGAAUCACUCUUUUAAGUAUGUCCUUGUGCAGCAAGGGAGUAAAGUGUGGUUCUGUGAAAGUCCUGAUGUGCUGUGCAGUGCAUCAACGCAUGUGUGUACAGCAGCAUGUGAUGACUGAGUCGGGCCUGUAGGUGGCUGGCAGGGUUAUUGAAUGACCACGCGGAUAUACCAGUCACAUGGUUAAUGGCGGCUCGGGAGCAAGGCUGGUUGUAACACACGUGUUGUUGCAUUUUACAGGUAAAGGACCCAAACAUUUUUGAUCGUUAUAUAAAUGUUCUAGACUUGUUCUAGACUUGUUCUAGACUUUAAGCUUGGCUUUGAAUUGUUCGUUUGUGAUAUAUGCAAUUAGAGGCGUUUUAGCACUGUGCAUUGUAAAGGGAUGACGCACUGUAAUUAGUUACUGUCAUUGUAAUUCUCUAACUCUAAUACUGUUUAGUCUAUAACCAUGCCCAUGUACCCAGAGUAUGACUACUUGCAAUGCUAUUGAGAAUAGAACACAUGUAAAGUAGUAAGCUGUACAAUAGUGAUAUACAGUACGUAUACUGUACACAUACAGUACAUAUAAUGGGUGUAAGAUACGGAUAUAAGUGGAU